GGGCGGGGGCCUCGUCCGGCCUACCUCUGUGCCCUUGGACUUCGGCGCUAAGGAGCCCGGACCGUCAAGAGGCCGCAGGAGAAAUCUGAGCAAACAGGCAUGCGGGGGUUUGCCCUGCUGCCUCCGUGUCCCGGCGCGUCUGACCCACUUGUGUGCCCUGGGGCUGGUUCGCCCUGGGCCGCACGGGCGGCCCGGGAGGCUGGCGGUGAGAGAGCCCGGUUCCCUCCCCUUGGGCGCUCUGAUGCCGGUUCCCUGCGUCCCGCAGCUCCUUGGGGUCCAGGUCCUUGCCUUAUCCUUGUUUUGUUUGUUUGUUUGUUUGGCGCACGGGCUUAGUUGCUCCGUGGCAUGUGGGAUCUUCCUGGAGCAGGGAUCGAACCCAGGUUCUCUGCACUGGCAGGCGGAUUCUUAACCACUGCGCCACCUAGGGAGUCCUCAUCCUCGUGUUUGACCCCACCUGUCCCCACCGCGGGGCCUGGUGCACAGGAGGCGCCCGGAGGCUGGUGCGGAACAGAAACAGCGCCCGGGCUCCCCGCGCCCCACGCUGCCUGCAUUAGAACACCCUGGAUUUUGACCACGCGCUGCUGCAGGCUCCCUGGGAUGCGCUCAUCUGUGCGCCCCGCCGCCCCCAGCACAGGCUGCUGAGCGCCGGGUCCUGCCCAGAAGACAGGGCCAGGGCACCCCCGGGCCGGGCCCGUCCGCGCCCAGCCCAGCUCAGGUGACCAGGCGGGUGCCGGGCACACCUGGCGCAGUCCCCUGACCCCGCCCCGGGCCGGGCCGCGCCGCACCCGGAACGCGGAACGCUCUCGGUAGGAACCAGCCGCGGCGGCGGAGCGGGGCCAUGGCGGCGGCGCCGGCGGUGUGCGCCUCGCAGGGGCCCCCGCCGGGAGCACCGUCCCCGCCGGCGGGCGCGCCCGUGCCCGCGUCCGGCCUGGGCCGCUGCCGGAUGGCGCUGCUGCUGGCCGUGGCGCUGGACGUGGCGGGCAUGGCGGCGCUGCUGACCGGCGUGUUCGCGCAGCUGCAGGUGCGCGGCCGCGACUUCGGCGACCUGCUCAUCUACUCGGGCGCGCUGCUCGUCUUCCUGAGCCUGCUCGGCUGGAUCCUCUGGUACACCGGCAACAUCGAGAUCUCGCGCCAGGAGCUCGAGCGCGACUACGGCCUGCGGCCCUCGGCGCUGGCCCGCCUCGCUCGAAAGCUCUCCCGCCGCUGGUCUGCGCCGGCUUCCUCCUCCGCCGGACGGCGCGCCGCGCCCGGCUCCCGGGGAGCGCGCCGCGCCGCCCGCACGCCCCCGCCGCCCGCCGCCGGCUCCCGCCGCGUGCGCCUGCAGCUCGCCACGCUCGAGGCCGGGCCUGGGGCGGCCGGUGCAGACCCCGAGUGAGCCCGAGACGAAUGCGUGGCCCCACCUGUCAGGACCCGGUGGAGAUGUGCAGCUGCCCCCAACAUCAUCUGGCCGCCAGGAUGCCUACCUGUCCUCCAUCUAUCCUCCCCUGGAUAAAUGACUCUGCCUCACAGUGCUGCAUGUCUCUCUGGGAGGGACGGCUCUGGGGUAGGGGUGAGGGAGCGGCCACCCAAGCCCUUGGGGACCUAGGAGCCCAACUGUCCAUGCUGUCCUGUCACAGAGGGGGACAGGAGUGGGGGGCAAGGAUCUCAAGCCCAGACCCACCCCCUCAGUCCAGACCUCCCUCAGUCCAGGUUCCUCUGUUAGUUUGAGGUCCCUAGAGAUGCAGACAGAGGGGCAAAGACAAAGACUUGCGAGAUAUUUAUUGGGGGAGAUGCUUAUGGAGGAUGGGUUGGUGUGGCUCUGUCACCUGAGGAAGGGAGGUGGGAGGAGAGGGGACUGAGCAGGAUGAGUCUUCAACUGCAAUAAACUUCCAGGACAAUUUCCGUCCCAGCACUCGGGAGGCUGAGAGCUACGGUCGUGCGGUGUUCGCGAUAAGCAAGGCAAAUGCUGCUGGCCCGAGGGUCGCAGGAUGC
Molecule: messenger RNA, 1971 nt
Organism: Hippopotamus amphibius kiboko
Lineage: Eukaryota; Metazoa; Chordata; Mammalia; Artiodactyla; Hippopotamidae
Gene: TMEM238
Product: transmembrane protein 238
Exons: 2
Coding region: 839-1375 (178 amino acids)
Source: RefSeq, a predicted model, not a curated record